This is a messenger RNA of Colletotrichum tamarilloi, 1596 nucleotides long. RefSeq lists its product as uncharacterized. The coding region runs from base 1 to 1596 and encodes 531 amino acids. The transcript is spliced from 2 exons. The record is from RefSeq and is a predicted model, not a curated record. Gene Ontology annotation, cellular component: U2 snRNP; catalytic step 2 spliceosome; U2-type prespliceosome. Lineage: Eukaryota; Fungi; Ascomycota; Sordariomycetes; Glomerellales; Glomerellaceae. Gene Ontology annotation, molecular function: RNA binding. Gene Ontology annotation, biological process: mRNA cis splicing, via spliceosome; regulation of alternative mRNA splicing, via spliceosome.
AUGGCCUCGACUGCGACCAACGGCGACGCCGCCGCCGUGUUGGACGAACUCAAGCCUCCUACCGGUGUUGUUCUGCCGCCUCGCGAGAUUCGUAAUGUUCUCGAAAAGACGGCAGGUUACGUUGCGCGAAACGGUCUCAUCUUUGAGGACAGAAUUCGCGAAAAGGAGCGCUCCAACCCCAAAUUCAGUUUCCUUAACAAUACCGACGCAUACCAUGCAUUCUAUCAGUGGCGCCUUGAUGAGAUCAAGGCCGGCCGCGGCACCGCCAUCGCAGCAGGACGCGCCAACGAAGCAGCAACACCCGUCGAGCAGAAGCCCCAAGGCCCGCCCAAGCCUCCCGAUUUCCAGUUCUCGGCCCGCAUGCCGCGCAUCAAUCAGAAGGAUCUCGAGGUCAUCCGAUUGACCGCCCUAUUUGUCGCGAAGAAUGGUCGCCAGUUUAUGACCCAGCUUGCCCAACGCGAGGCCGGAAACCCCCAGUUCCAAUUCCUCAUUCCGAACCACACGUUCCACAACUUUUUCCAACAUCAGGUCGACCAGUAUACAGCGUUAUUGAGAGCCAGCGGCUUGGGUGGCGAAGGCGGCAAGAUUGAGCAAGAGAGGAUCAACCAUAUCCAGCAAAACAUCGACGACAAGUACCAUGUUCUGAGCCGCGCGAAGCAACGUGCCGAGUACUCAAAGUUCCAGGAAGUUGAGAAGGUAAAGAAAGAGGAGGAAGACGAGAAGAAGAAGCUUGAGUUUGCCCGGAUCGACUGGAACGACUUUGUGGUUGUCGAGACUAUUGUCUUCACAGAUGCCGACGAGUCCGCGAACCUGCCGCCCCCGACGAAUCUUUCCGAACUGCAAUACGCUUCCCUCGAGGAGAGGAACAAGGCAUCAUUAACCAAUCUUCGCAUUGAGGAGGCCAUGCCCGAUGAGGAAACCUCGUACAACGCCUACCCCCAGACCUCUCAGACGUUACCAGUUCACACUGGCUAUGCGCCUCAGCAGCAGCAGCAAUUCCAGGCGCAAGCCCCAGUAGGCUUCCAAGGAUAUCCAGACGGCACACCGCGACGAUCAGCAGAAGAGGAGGAGGAAGAGCGGAGGAUCCAGGAGAGGACAGAGGCACGUGCCCGGGAACAACAAGCACGCGCUGAAGCUCGUGGCGGAACUGCUCCGAUGAAGAUUAAAGAGAACUACGUGCCCCGCGCACUCCAACGAGCGGCCAACAAACAGAGUGUCCAGAUGGCGCUAUGCCCGAACUGCAAGCAGCAAAUUCCCAUGGAUGAGCUGCAGGAUCAUAUGAGGAUUGAACUGCUGGACCCUCAAUGGAAGGACCAAAAGGCAAAGGCAGAAGCUAGAUACUCCACGACCAACUUGUCCACGGCGGAUGUCGCAAAUAACUUGAAGCGACUUGCCAGUCAGAGAAGCGACGUCUUUGACGGCGUCACCGGCCAACCCCUGUCGGAAGAAGAGGCUGCUCGGCGCAAAAAGGCCACGAUUCAUAGUUUCGAUGGUAAUCCUGAUGGUAAGAGCCAGGCUCACAUCAACCACCUGCACAACCUGAAUGUCGAGGAGCAGAUCCGUGCUAUUCACCAGAGAUUUGCGGACAAGAAGUGA